AUUUUCUUAUCAGAUAGUUGAUAUUUACAUUUCAAUUUAUGUGAAUACAUAAGUUUGAUUUAAAAAAGUAUUUUACCUUGUAUUUACAAAUAUUAUAUUUUAGUUAACUCCAAAAGUGCUAUCAAGUUUGAGGAAAUACAACUCUGAAGUUAAUAUGAGUAAGUAUUCGAGUGAUUCAAACUCCCGUGAUCGAAAUAGGAGUUAUAGUCGUUAUAAUAAACGGAGACACAGAAGCCGGUCAUCAAGUUCCUUAUCCUCUAAAGAUGAUUCAAGAUCAUCAAGAAAGCAUUAUUCUAAUAAUCGUAGUUCUAAAAAGUCUAAAAAGAAAUCCAAAUCAAGGUACCGAUCUGAUAGUUCAUCUGACUAUUCUUCUUCAAGACAUAAGCAUUCAAGCUAUUCUCGCAAAAGGGAUGAUAAACGUUCAAAUAAGCACCGUAGAAGUAUAUCUAGUAGUAGUAGUAGUUGUAGUAGUAGUUCACAUUCUUCUGAAAAGUAUAGUUAUAUAAAAAAUUCAAACCCUAAUGAAAAAAGUAAAAAAUCAUGUGGCAUAAAUUCAAACACCUGCGAGGAAGUGGAUAUUAAAUCACAAUCAGUUAAUAAACUACAACAAGAUGUCGAUUGGUUACAAAAUAAUAUUUAUGAUGUCGUAAAAAGAGAAAACUCAAUUGAGCAAAUAAACCAAGAAGGUUUUGUAUUCAAAGUGUUCAAACCACAUUCUGAACAAAAAAAAGAUGAAGAAAACAUGCAAGAUAUUCCAAAAAUACCAGAAGAAAUAAUAAAUAAUUUACCUAUUGAAAAAUCUACUUUUUUAAUUUCAAAUCGGGAUAGACUUUUGCAUUCUAAAUAUAAAUUGCUUACUAAACAAGAAAGGAGUAAUAAUUGGGCAAAAUAUUUGUUUUCAAAUUUCAAACAUGUAGAACACAAUGGAAGUUAUCUAAAUAAACAGCAGUAAAUAAUUGUUCAAAUAUAAUACUAACAAUUGUGUACAGCUUUGUAUUUUAUAUUAUAAUAAGUAAUUUUUUGUUUUUUUACUAGAAUAUAAAAAUGAUAUUUAACUGUA
This is a messenger RNA of Daktulosphaira vitifoliae (grape phylloxera), 1060 nucleotides long. RefSeq names its product NKAP family protein-like. NCBI's taxonomy places the organism in Eukaryota, Metazoa, Arthropoda, Insecta, Hemiptera, Phylloxeridae. The record is from RefSeq and is a predicted model, not a curated record. Bases 155 to 952 code for a protein of 265 amino acids. The transcript has 6 exons.